AUGGCGGCUCCACUCCCGCGACCAGGCUGUCGGCUCUUCCGAACGUACGGGGUUGCGGGCGGCGGAAGGCCGCGGCGGCACCCGGUCCGGGAAGCCGCGCAGUGGUUCCCGCCGCAGGACCAGAAGCGUUUCUUUAGCAGCAGCGAGACCAGCAGCGGCAGCCUCUCACAGUCUGUCGUUUCCGACGAUCCUGCCGACCCGGACUUCCCUGGCAGCCCAGUCCGUAGACGGCGGAGGCGCCCUGGUGGCCGAGUCCCCAAAGACCAGCCGAGCCUGCCCGGGACCGCAAGACGUCUGAGGCUGAGAUCUCGGUCCAAUCUGAUCGUAAGCCCAAGAAACCCACGUCUGCGACCUCGGCCCCCGCAGAAGUGCAGCACACCCUACGGCCAGUUCCGACCGCUGCCCUUCUCCAGCCGCAGCCCGGACCACCUCAGUCGGGACCUCAGCGUGUGCAGCCGGUCCGCAGACGGCCACGAGCUGGGCACCAGUGCCUCCCUGUUCAGCUCCCCGGCCUCGCCGGGCCCCGAGUCCCUAGCGCCCAGGGACAGUAUCAUCUGUGUUAGCUCCUCCGCUUCUCUGGAUGCAGCCUCUGCAGUCCCGAACGGCUUCCAUUUCCCAGAAGCCUCCCUGGACCGAGAAUCUCUCCCCAGCCCCCAGAAGGCAGCAACAGAAGGAAGGUUCACCAGGAUGGUCCACCAAGCCCGUGCCAGCCUCAGGUCAGCUCUCUUUGGCCUUGGUGAGUCAGGAAACCCUGAGGAUUCUGAGUUUGAGACGGAUGGGGAGAAUAUGACGGAGUCCUACUGUGAAAGGGAACUAGUGGAAAACAGACUGGAGGGCCCAGGUCCAUCAAGGACAGGUAAGAAGAGGGCCACAGAGCAGGACUCUUGUCAAGAGAGUCAGGGGACUGUCGAGGUAAAAUAUAAGGAGGCCACUGUACGUACUGUACCUGGGGGAACCAACAAGCCUAAGAGAACUGGGCCAUGCCGGAAGAGGAAACAUCAGGAGUCAGUGGAAAACUCCCUCCAUUACCACCAGCUUAAAAAGGGACGAAGGAUGGGAAAAGAUUCAGUCCUCACCAGGGACCUAACUCCUGUACAGAAUGCCUGCUCUUGGACCAAAGCCAGGGCCUCCUUCAGUUUUCACAAGAAGAAAAUUGUGACUGAUGUGUCAGAGGUAUGCAGCAGCUAUACCGUUGCCAGUUCUUUCUCUGGGUCCUUCAUAGCAGAAUAUUCAAACCCUCCUGUCAUGAACAGAGCAAAUAGUGCUUUUUCCCCUGGGCAUUCCUCUUUGUACUUGUUAAGCCCCUCAAAGACUCUACAUAGUGCAAACAAAAAGGCAUCUGAUGCUGAAAAGGUUUAUGGGGAAUGCAAUCAGGAAGGACCCAUUCCCUUUAGCCAUUUUUUUUCCACAGAAAAACUAGAUCACUGUGAGAAGAUUGGGGAAGGGGUGUUUGGUGAAGUGUUUCAAACAAUUGCUGAUCACACACCUGUAGCCCUAAAAAUCAUUGCUAUUGAAGGACCAGAUUUAGUCAAUGGAUCCCAUCAGAAAACCUUUGAGGAAAUACUGCCAGAGAUCAUCAUCUCCAAAGAGUUAAGCCUUUUGUCUAAUGAAGUGUACAACCGUACAGAAGGAUUUAUUGGGCUGAACUCAGUGCACUGUGUUCAAGGGUCUUACCCUCCAUUUCUCCUCAAAGCCUGGGAUCAAUAUAAUUCAAGCAAGGGGUCUGCAAAUGACCGACCUGACUUUUUUAAGGAAGACCAGCUCUUCAUUGUGUUGGAAUUUGAGUUUGGAGGGGUUGACUUAGAGCAAAUGAAAAAGAAGUUGUCUUCCAUAGCUACUGCAAAGAGUAUUCUACACCAGAUCACAGCAUCGCUAGCAGUGGCAGAGGCAUCGUUGCACUUUGAGCAUCGAGACUUACAUUGGGGGAAUGUGCUUUUAAAGAAAACCCACCUCAAAGAGAUUCCCUACAUCCUCAAUGGGAAGACAAGCACCAUCCCCACCUGUGGGCUGCAAGUCAGCAUCAUUGACUACACCCUGUCACGCUUAGAACGGGAUGGAAUUGUGGUUUUCUGUGACAUUUCCAUGGACGAGGACCUAUUUACAGGUGAAGGUGACUACCAGUUUGAGAUCUACAGGCUCAUGCGUAAGGAGAAUGACAACUGCUGGGGUGAAUAUCACCCUUACAAUAAUGUGCUGUGGCUACAUUACCUCACAGAUAAAAUCCUGACACAAAUGACCUUCAAGACCAAAUGUAACACUCAUGCCAUGAAGCAAAUAAAGAAAAAGAUCCAGUAUUUCCAUAAAACAAUGCUGAACUUCAGCUCUGCCACCGACCUGCUCUGCCAACAUAGUCUUUUUAAGUAA
Molecule: messenger RNA, 2364 nt
Organism: Otolemur garnettii (small-eared galago)
Lineage: Eukaryota; Metazoa; Chordata; Mammalia; Primates; Galagidae
Gene: HASPIN
Product: histone H3 associated protein kinase
Exons: 1
Coding region: 1-2364 (787 amino acids)
Biological process (GO): intracellular signal transduction; mitotic cell cycle; protein phosphorylation
Cellular component (GO): nucleus; cytoplasm
Molecular function (GO): ATP binding; histone H3T3 kinase activity
Source: RefSeq, a predicted model, not a curated record